AUGAGCCACCAUUGCGAAGACGAGCAUUUUGAACAUGAUCAUGAUCACGAUCACGGACACGAUCACGGGCACAGUCAUGAGGCCCCAAUUGCAACAAGUGCUGCCCAAUCACUAUAUGAGCAAAUUGAUACCCCGAAAAUAAAAUGUUUAAACGGCGUAGGUAAAGGAGCAACGGGUAAAGAACUGUACAAAUACUUUAUUAAACCACACGAAGAGAAGUAUAAUACAGAAAUAUACUUGGAAAGCGAUGCCGACUGCCAAUUGAUAAUCAAUAUUCCAUUUGUGAAUAGUUGUAAAGUUCACUCGGUGGUAUUGAGAACCAACGCUAACAGUUCGGGCUACUCCACGCCGCGCACCAUUAAGAUAUUCAAUAACUUCAAGAAGAGUCUUGACUUCGAUACCCUCAGCGGUGAAAGCAAGGUAGAUUUCAAAACUGAGCAUCCUAACAAUGUCGGGGUGCACAAAGGAGAAGCGUCUGUUACUGAGGAUUCCAGCUUUGUAGAGUACCACUUGCCGCGUGCACAAUUCCAAAAUUGCGAGUCCCUAACAUUAUUCAUAGAGGACAACUGGGCGGACGACGAAGACGAGCUUUCCCAACUGUUCUUCCUAGAGAUUCGCGGUGAGAUCACCGGGAAACUGAGACCUGAGAACGCUGUGCCGCUCAUGACAGUAUAUGAAUCCGCACCCAACCCAUUAGACCACGCCAAACUAGAGUCCGAAGUAUCCGAUGGCUUGAACCUGGGGAAAUAA
This is a messenger RNA of Nakaseomyces glabratus, 750 nucleotides long. RefSeq names its product PITH domain-containing protein. The record is from RefSeq and is a predicted model, not a curated record. Gene Ontology annotation, cellular component: nucleus. NCBI's taxonomy places the organism in Eukaryota, Fungi, Ascomycota, Saccharomycetes, Saccharomycetales, Saccharomycetaceae.